UAAUUGCACUUUGUUAUUUGGCAUUACAGCUUUUCUCUUAUCCACAAAAUCAAAUCUUCUACAAAGCUUUGUGUGGCCUUUAAUUCUUAGAUGGCUUUUUCAUCAACCCCACUUCUGUCUUCUUCUGUCUUUUCGUUUUCAAUAAGCUUCUCCGCUAAAUCCUUGUUCUAUACUUCCUUCAAUUUCCUCUGCAACUGUUUCAUGAAAUUUUGAGUUAGCCCGUGGGAAAAAGCUUGGCGGGUGUUGCCAUUCCCGCCAUUUGUGAUUUGAAAUUGGGAAUCGAUUUAGAUGGGGUUGUGUUAAAAGGGUAGAAAAUGGAUAAUUUGUCGCAGAGAGACAGCAUCCUUUUGGGUUAUUCACUUCAGAGAUCAUCUGCUAACUCUUCAUCUCCAAGAGCUUCCAAUCGGAAUUCAGACGAUGUUGAUUUUCAUGACGUGUUCGGUGGUCCUCCGAGGAGGCGGUCGUCGGUUCAUGAAACGAGAUAUAGCUUCUCCGAGACAGGGGACUCCUUUGCAUUGAAAGGUGGCGAGGAUGAAGCACUACCUGGCCGGAGUGGCCCUUGGUCUGGUUUGAAUGAGAAACCUGUGUUUGGUGAGGAAGGUGUACACGGGCGGCGAUUUCCGAGUGAUGAUUUUUAUGAUGAUAUCUUUAAAGGCGAUGAAUCGGUGAAUUCUUCUCCUCGCCGGGGUGACAUUUUCUCUCCGAAUCCUGGUUCAAGAGUUCUAAGUCCUGCUAGACCUCUUCCACCGCCGGCAGAACCCUUCGGAAGUUCUUCCCUCCCUGCUCAAUUAAGCAGCCUACCAUCAAGAUUAGCCAAAGGGACUGAUUUACCAGCCUUCGGAUCGAGCUCCUUAAGAAACAAGGAUAGUGUUUCGAAUGGAAGUCAUACAAAUUCUCCUAGGUUCACUCUUUCUAGAUUUUCUUUUAGCACAUCGAGCCAUCGUUUCGAGGAUCCUAAAACUGAUUAUGAUUUGUCGGAUCGUACUGGUGUUUUGCCAUCUGAAUUCCAAGAAAAUGACGGUGAUGAAGCAUUGUCCUUCAUAAACUCUGGAAAUGGAUUGAGUGGGAACAGUUUAACAAAGGGAGAAGAAGAUAGUUUAGAAGAAUCAAAUGGUGGUGGUCAAUUUCAGUUCCAUUUCUCAAUUUACAAAUGGGCAAGUAAAGGGGUGCCUCUAAUGAUGCCAUCGAGAGGGAACGGGCCAAGAUUAAGAGAAAAGACUCUACUAAGAAAAAGCUCAAGCUCGACCGAUAGGUUAGUGAAGGCUAAAAAUGAAAUGCAUUCCCCAACAUCAACUAUACAGAAUAUUGAUAUUUCUCCAGUUUUUCAUGAAACAACAAAGGUUGAUGAUGAAAAAGGAAUUGAUAUACUGCCUGACACGGGUAAUCUUGAUCAAAGACAAAGUUCAUUCACACCUUCAAAAAACUUGAGCAGACAAAGUUCUCGCACGGCCGUUGGCAGUGAUAACAUCAGUCGCCCAACGGAGAAAGAGAAACCUCAUUCUUUACCUAAGAAAGUUUCAAGUGAAAAGCCAGCGAAAAAGAUGACUUCGAGGACAAUCGAAGAUCAAAAGCAUGAGGCUAAAUCUUUAAGUUCCUUUCUUCUCUACAGUGAUAGUGAGCAAAGUGAAGAGAGGAUAACCAAAGAGUAUCGUAAAGGAGAAAUCAUGGCAAAAGGUGACAUGAAAUCAUCAAAUCUCUCUGAUUUAAGUAGUCCAAAGAAACUAGAAAAACAAACUUCAUUGAGAAAUUCAAAAGUGAAAAAACCUACUGUCCCAAGUUCAGACGUGGAAUCUGGACAUAACAUUGGCAGAAAGAAAGUUGGUGGAAAAAUUUCAGAGUUUGUUAAGCUUUUCAACCAAGAACCUACAUCGAAACCCCAGGAUGUUGUCGAUUUAGAAAAUGAUAGCUCUACAAUGAAACAGGAAAGUGAACCAAAGGGUCCAACUGUUAACAAAAUAAGAAAGGAUGAGAAACCCAAGUUGAAUAAGAACACAGAUGCUUCCAUCAAGGGAGAUAAUAUUUCCGAGAAAUCAGUGGAUGAUAACUCUACUAAAAAAGCUGCUAGCUUCAAAAAUAACUUUGCUUCUUCCAAAGAGAGUAGUCCAGCUCCAAACACAGUUCACGUUCCUAAUGUCACAAAGUCUACAGUUUCAGAAGUGGAGGAGCCCUUUCAGGAUAAUUUCUCGGUACAAGAGUUACCACAAGAUUAUGAAGAUUCCACAGAAACAAACAAUGGUCGUGAAGAAGUACAAGCUCUCGAUACUAAAAUACGACAAUGGUCAAGCGGGAAGGAAGGGAAUAUUCGUUCCCUGCUGUCAACUUUGCAAUAUGUUCUUUGGCCCAAGAGCGGAUGGAAAGCCGUUCCUCUUGUUGAUAUAAUCGAAGGAAAUGCAGUGAAAAGAUCUUAUCAAAAAGCUUUGUUAUACCUACACCCUGAUAAGCUACAACAGAAGGGUGCUUCAUCAGAUCAAAAAUAUAUUGCAGCAAAAGUUUUUGAAAUAUUACAGGAGGCUUGGAUUCAUUUCAAUACAUUGGGUGGAUUAUGAUAUGAAAAAAAAAAAAAACAAAGCAUUAUGGAAAUGGAAGCGCUAUGAUAUUUGGCAGAAUGGAAGGAAAUGAGGUCUACACAAAGAGGUCUUUAUAUAUAGCUUUUUAAAGUGCCAUUUGCAUUUGUAUACACACAAAGUCGAAAUGUUCUUUAAUAAAGAAAAAUAAUUCAAAUAUUUCUUUUUUAUAUCAA
This is a messenger RNA of Cucumis sativus (cucumber), 2740 nucleotides long. RefSeq names its product J domain-containing protein required for chloroplast accumulation response 1. Gene Ontology annotation, molecular function: clathrin binding. Gene Ontology annotation, biological process: clathrin-dependent endocytosis; clathrin coat disassembly. The transcript has 9 exons. The record is from RefSeq and is a predicted model, not a curated record. Gene Ontology annotation, cellular component: vesicle; cytoplasm; intracellular membrane-bounded organelle. NCBI's taxonomy places the organism in Eukaryota, Viridiplantae, Streptophyta, Magnoliopsida, Cucurbitales, Cucurbitaceae. The coding region runs from base 315 to 2546 and encodes 743 amino acids.